AUGCAAGAGUCCAGAUUUUUAGAUGAGUCAAUGUUAUUUGUUGAGUUUGUUGAAGAGGAAGAUUUAAAACUUUUAUCUGUUCAGUGUGUGUCAAGGUUGAAUUUGGAAGUGUCUAUGAUGAGUAGUAGCAUGGUCAUUGAUACCCUAUCUAGUGGUUUAGUGACUACUUAUUUGGUGUGUUUGAAUUAUACAGUGACAAUUUUUGGGAGAGAUUUUGGGGUGGAGUUAAUGUGUUUUCCUCUAAUUCAGCUUGACGUUAUUUUGGGAAUGAAUUGGAUGGAUUUAAACCAUGUGUUUAUUAAUUGUUUUGAUAAGUCAGUGCAGUUUCUUCAUUCCGUAGAGAGUACUGAGUCGAGUUUCAUGACCACGAGGCAUGUAGAGAUGUCCUUGAGUGAGAGCGCUCAUGUGUUCAUGAUACUCGUAUCCUUGAGUGGGGGAAGCGAGAGGAUGAUUAUGGAUCUACUUGUAGUGUGUGACUUUCCUAAGGAAUUCUUAAAUGACAUCAAUGAUUUUCCGCCAGAGCGCAAACUGGAAUUUUCUAAAGACUUAGUACCUUGUACUAGUCUUGUGUUAAUGACUCCUUAUAAGAUGUAUGCUUCAGAGCUUAGUGAGUUGAACAAACGAUUAUAG
Lathyrus oleraceus (garden pea) is the source of this 630-nucleotide messenger RNA. RefSeq lists its product as uncharacterized. The coding region runs from base 1 to 630 and encodes 209 amino acids. NCBI's taxonomy places the organism in Eukaryota, Viridiplantae, Streptophyta, Magnoliopsida, Fabales, Fabaceae. The record is from RefSeq and is a predicted model, not a curated record. The transcript has a single exon.